Messenger RNA from Mauremys reevesii (Reeves's turtle), 774 nucleotides. RefSeq names its product zinc finger protein 154-like. Gene Ontology annotation, molecular function: chromatin insulator sequence binding. The transcript has a single exon. The record is from RefSeq and is a predicted model, not a curated record. Gene Ontology annotation, biological process: regulation of transcription by RNA polymerase II. NCBI's taxonomy places the organism in Eukaryota, Metazoa, Chordata, Testudines, Geoemydidae. The annotation marks the transcript as partial. Gene Ontology annotation, cellular component: chromosome.
GGGGAGAAAGUGGGUAAAUUUAUUUCCUGUCGGGGAACUCAGAAGAGCGUCAAGGAAACCACAACCCAACAGGAAAUCCUGAGCGGAAAGAGGAAAAAUACAUGCACUGAGUGUGGAAAAACCUUUACUUACAGAUCAAAUCUUGUUGUUCAUAAGAGACUCCACACAGGGGAGAGGCCCUAUGAAUGCAGUGAGUGCGGGAAAAGCUUCACGAGCAGCUCAGACCUUUCUAAACAUCAGAGAAUCCACACAGGGGAGAGGCCCUAUGAAUGCUGUGAGUGUGGGAAAAGCUUUGUUACCAGCUCAGACCUUUCUAAACAUCAGAUAAUCCACACAGAGAAGAGACCCUAUGAAUGCAGUGAGUGUGGGAAAACCUUCACUAGCAGCUCAAGCCUUUCUAAACAUCAGAGAAUCCACACAGGGGAGAGGCCCUAUGAAUGCUGUGAGUGUAGAAAAUGCUUCAAUAACAGCUCAGCCCUUUCCAAACAUCAGAGAAUUCACACAGGGGAGAGGCCCUAUGAAUGCAGUGAGUGUGGAAAAUGCUUCACUAGCAGCUCAGGCCUUUAUCAACAUCAGAGAAUCCACAUAGGGGAGAGGCCGUAUGAAUGCAGUGACUGUGGAAAAAGCUUCACUCGCAGAUCAGCCCUCUGUGAACAUCAGAGACUCCACACAGGGGAGAGGCCCUACGAAUGCAGUGACUGUGGAAAAAGCUUCAUUCAAAGAUCAGCCCUUUCUAAACAUCAGCGAAUCCACACACGGGAGAGGCCCUAUGAA